AUGACUGAGCAGAACGACGCAACGACUCCCAAGAAGGAGCCCAACGCCUCGGAGGCCAUGUUCUUUUUCGCCAUUGUCAAGCAUACCCGCAACAAGGCGGACAUUGACUGGGAUGCUGUGGCCGUGGAGCAGAAUUUCAAGAGCGCCGAGGUCGCCAAGGUCCGUUUUGGCCAGGUCAAGCGCAAGCUUGGCAUUUCUUCCACCGCCGAAACCCCGACCUCGUCGGCCCGCGCUUCUGGAAAAAAGCGCGACAACUCGACGGCCGCGACCCCGACAAAGGUCGCCAAGAACACAGGCCGCGUGGGGGGCAAGGGCCGCGGCCGUGGCAAAGUCAAGUCGGUUGUCGAGGAGAGUCCCACCAUUGACGAAGAGCCUCUCGUCAAAGACGAGCCGGCCGUGCCCGGCGACGAACGCGAAGAUGUCAAGGAAGAGUUUUUUGAUCCCCCUUCUCAGUUCGAGGAGGAGAUGAUGGCUUUGGGCAAGAGAGACGAGUCUGUUUAG
Messenger RNA from Hirsutella rhossiliensis, 501 nucleotides. RefSeq lists its product as uncharacterized. Lineage: Eukaryota; Fungi; Ascomycota; Sordariomycetes; Hypocreales; Ophiocordycipitaceae. The transcript has 2 exons. The record is from RefSeq and is a predicted model, not a curated record. The coding region runs from base 1 to 501 and encodes 166 amino acids.